AGUAUUUCCCCCAUCUUUUCUUUGUGUGUCGGCCGAUCGAUCGGAGCCCCACUUCGAGCAACACCCGCUAUCGCAGCUGUACGACACUUUUAUCGUGCGAAAAGACCAGCAUUCCAUGUUUAUCUGAGCUUAUUAGCCUAUCCGCCCGUUUUGAAACUUUUAUAUAUAAGUUCAUAUCUAACGUUGCUAUGCGCCCCUACAGGAGAAACGCUAUCGCUCCAUGCAGGAGCAUAUCCGUCGGGCGCAUCCGAAUAAUUACAUUCCGAAGCUCCCGGCCACCGAAGAGAGCUUUAUCUUAAUGGUUACGACCCCUCCGGAACAACGAGCUCAGAUAUCUCCGCCAAAUCAGGUGCAAUCUCGCCGUCGCAAUGCCGAUCGAGAUAUAUAUGUCGCUGACGCCAGCUCACCCGCAACCCCACGGGGCAUCGAUGAAGCUCACCCUGCUGCUGCAACUGCUGCUGUCGCAUUAGCCCAAUUGCAUCAUAAUCGAUUAGCCUCAGACUGGGAUACAGAUAUGGAAACUCACUCUGAUAACGACAUCGGACGAGAUCGCAUGCGUUCUUCUAUCGAGUUGCCCUCCCUGCGCGACCAUUUCAAACAGGAAUCAUUACCGCCCUUUUCCCCCCGUCCACGAGAGCUUCUGCCAUCGAUUCUCAAUCACUCGCCUCCUGGUCGCUCAUCAACCCUUCCCCCCAUCCAGAGAAGGGACAAGCUGCCCCGUCCUCGCAAGUCCUCCAUAUCAGCGGCACGAAAACCUAAACAUGAGCGGGUCAAGUCAAAGGAAUAUGGCCGGCGCCCUAGCCUGGGCGAUCGCAAAGCACUAUCUGCUGAACCGCAGACGGCAGCAUGGGCCCAAGGCAAGCGCUGGGAGGAUCUGAUUGAGGCGGCUACGUCGGCUACGGAGGCCGAUGAUGACCGACAGUCAGAGGUGAGUUCGCUAUCAGAUACCGAGGAACGACGGGUUCACCCGUUGUCUCUUCGCGAACAGCUUUUAACUGUUCCGUCCCAGGUCGGUCGGUCACCGACCCUUGCACCUCUGAUUUCGAACAUCACCUCUGCUCCUUCUGCCCCGGGGAAUCGUUCAUCACUCCCUCCUGCUUUCCAGUCGGCGGGCGCAUUGCCCCCACCCAAUUCGCAUCGCCCAUUUCCACCGCAUUCUUUUGGUGCUUCCUCCUUGCAUAAGUCCUUGACUCCCCCGCCGUAUGAAACAGCCCGCAACCGUGACAAUGACUUGGAGCCUUUCCCGUCUAUUGAGUCUUCUUUGGAUUCGGCAUCGACUGCAUCAGGGAAGAAUUUUGCAUUCUCGGGUCAUCUUGGACCGUUGGCAAGACCCGAUUCCAGCCCUGGGUUGAGCCUCUUCCCUCGCCAGCAUCAUCGCUUCUCCAACCCAACUCCAGCAUCGUUUCGGCAAAAGGAGGUCCAGGUCUAUUGCGCUAGCUGUCAUCGGCCCUGGGCGCUCAGCGAAUGUUAUGCCUGCACAGAAUGCAUUUGCGGGGUAUGCCGUGAGUGUGUAGGAAUGUACAUCAGCAGUCCCACUGCAUCCUUUAGGAAUGUGACGUCAAGUCCAGGUAGCGCCAUGUCGCACGGUCCGACGAGCUAUCCUCCCCGGGGUUGUCCGCGGUGUCGUACCAUGGGAAGCAAGUGGAAGGCGUUCCAACUUGAAUUUAAGUGAGCCAUCGGGCCGAGGUUUUCAACGGGUUGAAAUUUACGCUGCAGAAUCAUGUUUUACGGAUGUUACGAUUAAUGUUGAGGGUCACGGUUACUCAAAAGGAUUACGCUUCAAUGAUGACAUCUACGCUGGCGACAAUGCACGCGUCCACGAGCCCCCGUCUAUCUGAGAACGAACUUUUCAAGGGCUGGACUAACCGUACAUGCCACGCACGAUAGGAUGAUUGAAAAGCUGGGCUUUUUUUCUUUUUUUAG
Messenger RNA from Aspergillus caelatus, 1923 nucleotides. RefSeq names its product putative transcription factor RfeD (gene rfeD). The transcript is spliced from 3 exons. Bases 221 to 1672 code for a protein of 483 amino acids. The record is from RefSeq and is a predicted model, not a curated record. Lineage: Eukaryota; Fungi; Ascomycota; Eurotiomycetes; Eurotiales; Aspergillaceae.